CGAAACAGGGAAAAGCAAGGGGGGACUGAACCUGCUGAGAUGAGACCAAGAAGACGUCACUCGUCAUCCCAUCCACAAGACAAUAUCGAUGCUUCCUGCACAGUUCAGAGCAUUAGCUCCGAGUCAAAAAAACUAACGGGCCGAAGAAGAGUACUGAUUGUGCCUAAAGACAAUAUUGGGAUUGCUUGCCUGCCAACAGCCGAUCGACUCGAUAACAUCGUCGAACUAACGGAAUUUGAAACUACGACGGACGACGAAGUUAAUGAACAGUCGUCGGUCUCUGAGCAACCGUCAUCGCCACAAUCGGAAAUGGUGCGAGCUAAAUUACGAUCGAAUGGUUUGAAGGGUGGAGUCAUCGAAGCGGAUCAAUCAACGUCAUCGAGCAACGAGAGCGAAUUCGUCACCAAACCAAAUACAAUUUUCGAGCGUAGGCGUUCGUGCAAACGACCCGACACGAUCGGAUUACUUCGGCAGGACACGGGCCACGAAGCGGCUGUCAAUAAACACGAGGACUUGAAAACGUCAAAUCACAAAUCCCGAGAAGACAUCGGCAUGAGUAACGUGAGACGACCAAGAAACGAUCCCACGAAGCCCCGAAAACCAAUAUUACCACGGGACAGUAUCGGAUUCGGUUGCAAAAUUUCAUACAAAUGUGCAGGUCGUUUGAGCGGUGCGAGACAAGGCAAUGGCAUCAAUUACAAAAACUCAUCGAAUGGAAUUGAAAAGAAGAAUGCUUACCCAGCGAGAUUGUCCGAAGAAAAUACUCGGAGGGAGGAAAAAACGAGAGAACAAAUUGACACCCUGAGAACCGUCAGUAAACUCAGUGUGCUACUGUUGUAUAUACAUUUUUUGCUGACUUAUUAUCUUUCAUUCGUAAAGAGUCAUCGUUAUACCGAAAUAUUCGACAGUUGCCCGUCUCCGGCGCCUAUAAAUAACAAUAAUUACCAUUAAAAUAUAUAACUAUAUAUUCAUAUAUCUGUAAAAUUAAUUUUAAAUACUAACAUUAAUCCCAGUUUGGUAUAGACGAUUUAUAUUUUUUACUCGUUGCGUCUACGUACUCGCAGAUAAAUGCAAGAAAGUGCGUUGACAGAAACAAUCAAUCUGGGAGAAAGUGAUAUUUUAUGGCCAUUACUAGAGAGCGAUUUAAAUGGAUGAAAAUGCUUCCGGUGAUCGUGUCAAGAAAAAUCGAAGAUAUUCAAACAAAAAAAUUUUCCACAAGAUUUACUCGUAUUAUUUAAAAGGAAGGGGAAUCAAUACUCAAUGUUUCGAAAUUUUUUAUCGUGCUAAUAUAUUUAUUGUGAAACCAUGUCUUCCUGUUAUUAAAAUGUUAUUAGUAAUGAUACAUAUGUAAUCGACAGAAAAAAUUGAACCAAAUUUUCUGUCUUUUUCCUACAACUGGCUUUUCUAAGAUUCCUCGUUGCCAUGGUGCUUUGAUUGCCAACUUUUGUUUAGAAAAUGACAGUUUGUCGCGCGCAGGAAAACGUCAAUCUCACGAAAGUUGAUCGUGAACGCUAAACGUAAAUCAUCGAAUAAAGUUUUGAAAUGUUCAAUUGUCUCAUGAAAAUCAAAAUGACGACAUCGACCACAGAAAAAUUUACAAGUACGACGGAGGAAUUCACCAGCAAAGAUCAACACUUUCCAACGUUCAUUCCAAAUGUGCAGUGUUGUUCCUUUUACUCAAAGAACUAAUACCCAUUUUUUUUAUUAUCCCACCUUAUUCCAGGGAACACCGCGAAUGUUAUGCAAUGUAUAUUCGAAAAAUUGUCGACGAGUAAUGGAAAAACCAAUUCAAAUUUGUAGACAUGGUUCCUGUUGUAUUUUCACUUACACGAAUAUAUAACAAACAUUUAUUUUCAAUCAUGGUUUCACGCUGAAGGUGACUACGCACAUAUUUUGCUUCUUACAUUCUAUUCAUUAUUAAGUAAGCGUAAAAUUAUGAUUUACACAGACUCAGGAAAUUUUUCUAGAGGACGAGAAUCCGGCAACAGCGGACAGUAAAUACAAAUUUGAUUUUUGACUUUCAAAAAUUAUUAAAUAUGACCAGCAGAACACAUGCGAAAGUAAAACUUUCUCGAAUCCAAACAACUUUAUACAACAAAAAAUAAAUGUUUCCAACAUCA
Molecule: messenger RNA, 2120 nt
Organism: Venturia canescens
Lineage: Eukaryota; Metazoa; Arthropoda; Insecta; Hymenoptera; Ichneumonidae
Exons: 8
Coding region: 40-951 (303 amino acids)
Source: RefSeq, a predicted model, not a curated record